GAAGUACUUUGAUCCAGGAGUGCUGCAGAUAUUUGUGGAUGAUUUUGCCCAAAGCUGGAGAGAUCCACUUUGAAGGCCUCUGGCCACUCGCCUGCUUUAGCUGCUCAGAGAUUAAAGUGAACAUCAUUUGUCUGUCACGGUGUGACACCUGUGUUUGUGGGAUUACAGACUGCUGGGAUUAUGUCCUAAAUGCAAAGAUUUGCACAUCUGGAUUAUGCAAAGAGUCUGGCAGAAUUUGAGAGCCAUGAUAUCAGAUGAUCUCUGAUCCAGUUUGAUCAGGCAGUCAGGCUUUGAUAGGACUCAGACUCCUUUCACCUUCUGGUCCGUCACUACAAACUAACCACUAAGACGCGUUUAAUCCCAACAAUGAGACGCUCCAGCACAGAUGAGACUCCGUACCGGCGCAGUCCAUCUCUGGACAGCAAGCCGACACGCCGCCGUUCCACUUCCGGGUUUCACCGCUUCAGCGGAGAGUUUGAAUACAAGCGUCCGCCGUUCGCCUUCGGCUUUCACACCACAAAGGGCUCGCAGAAUUCUAAGGGGCGCUACGAGCAGGGGAAGAAGUAUGUGGUGUUUUACCUGGACCUCUCCUUCAUAUUCCUCCUAGAGCUGCGGCGCUGCAGGAUGGCGGAGGGUUGCAUGAUGGCCCUGCGCUACGGGAUGGUCUUCUUCAACCUCCUCUUCUGGCUGGGAGGAUGUGGAAUAUUGGGGGUGGGAGUUUGGCUGUCGGUGACGCAGGGAAACUUUGCCACCUUGUCAUCGUCCCUUCCUUCGCUGUCAGCAGCCAACCUGCUGAUUGCCGUGGGGACCAUCAUGAUGGUGAUUGGCUGUCUGGGCUGUGUGGGCGCCGUCAAAGAGAGCCGGCCGCUGCUGCUCACGUUCUUCAUCCUCCUCCUCCUCAUCUUCUUCCUGGAGAUCCUGUCAGUCAUGCUUUUCUUCAUCUACCAGGACGAGAUCGACCACUACGCACAGAGAGACCUGAAAAAAGGCCUUGAGCUCUUUGGCACAGAGGGCAACGUGGGUUUGACCAACGCCUGGAUGAUCGUACAAACUGAUUUUCGAUGCUGUGGGGUGACCAACCACACAGACUGGUUUGAAGUCUACAACGCCUCUCGUGUUCCAGACUCCUGCUGUCUGGAGUACAGCGACAACUGUGGUCUGGACAACCCAGGAACAUGGUGGACCGCGCCGUGCUACGAGCGGGUGAAGGACUGGCUUCAUGAGAACCUGGUGGCCCUAUGGAUCUUUGCUCUCUGCACAGCUCUCACUCAGAUCCUGGGUCUGGUCUUUUCCAUGACGAUGUUCUGUCAGGCGGUGAAAGUAGAAACCUUCUUUGCCUAGUGGCCGGCCGCCGCGCCCUUCAUCGCCAUCCGACUGUCCGUCGUUGGGGAGGAUCAGCUUUAGCUCCGCCUUCCCGGCGGUCUCUGCUUUCUGGCCCUCAUCCUGGUUGGACAGAUUCCUGCUGCCAAAAAA
Messenger RNA from Thalassophryne amazonica, 1473 nucleotides. RefSeq names its product tetraspanin 4a (gene tspan4a). NCBI's taxonomy places the organism in Eukaryota, Metazoa, Chordata, Actinopteri, Batrachoidiformes, Batrachoididae. Gene Ontology annotation, cellular component: membrane. The record is from RefSeq and is a predicted model, not a curated record. The transcript has 7 exons. The coding region runs from base 367 to 1341 and encodes 324 amino acids.